Molecule: messenger RNA, 174 nt
Organism: Sphenostylis stenocarpa
Lineage: Eukaryota; Viridiplantae; Streptophyta; Magnoliopsida; Fabales; Fabaceae
Source: the annotation of a GenBank genome assembly
AUGGACGAGAUGAAAGAAGCUUGUGAUCCAUGGACAAGCGUCUUCACAUCUGAAAGCGAUUCCAGCAGAAGGGCCAAAAAAAAUUUCAGCACCAAUUUCAAAAUUCAAAGAUUGAUAUUUUCAUUUGGAGAUGAUUUUCUUGGGGGUGAAAGACAAUCUUUUUCUAACAUGUGA